GAAAGAAGGAUCUCAACCAUGGCUCUGACUCACCCAGGUACCAAGAAAAGGAAGAAUAAGAAGAACCUGACCGGGCCACGCCUCGUAAAGUUAGCCACUCUAGCCCUCCAGAUCGACAAAGAGAAAAAAAGUUUCUGCAAAGCGUUACAGAAUGCCACCGAGGCAGCGAGGGCAGUGGACCAGCGCCUGUUCGAGAUGCUAGCCACCGUCAACGGCAAGCGAGACCUGAUCCAGACCAAGGGAUGUCGUGUGAUGGCCUUGAAAGAUGCUCUAAGGGAGGUGUAUGAGGCUGCUGUCGCUGUUAAGAGGGUGAAUGCUGAUCGCGAGGAGGCGGCUGGUGACGGUCAAACUACAAGCGAUUGCGUUAUCAAGCCUUGGGUCAUCAAUCCUAUGGACUCGAUCAUGGUUUACCUGGAAGGAAAUGACUCGGACAAGGUCGCAUCUGGAAAACCCUUGGAGGGCGAGAACAGGGACGAUGAUGGUUCUGCCGCUUCCUAUGCCGGAACUGGACUUACCUCCCUGGCCGACAUGACCAUGGCAUUGCAAGAUGUGGAGCGAAAUAUAUAUGACAAGGGUAAAAGGGAGGAUAUAACGAUGGAUAUGGUUGGCCUGGAUUUUGAGACUAGUCCAUCAUGUAUGGCUUUGGGGGUGAGCCUUUGA
Messenger RNA from Pseudomassariella vexata, 660 nucleotides. RefSeq lists its product as uncharacterized. The record is from RefSeq and is a predicted model, not a curated record. The transcript is spliced from 3 exons. Bases 19 to 660 code for a protein of 213 amino acids. NCBI's taxonomy places the organism in Eukaryota, Fungi, Ascomycota, Sordariomycetes, Amphisphaeriales, Pseudomassariaceae.